AUGGACGACGGUCCGCCACCACCGCCGCCACCUCACGGCGAAAAUCCCCAUACGACUCAAGGCGAAUAUCGCAAAUCCUCGGACCUGCCCGAUGGCAACUACGACAUCUUUAUCGUCCCACCUCACUCUGCUGGCUCGGGCUUCCUUUACCUGCCGUCCCUGCAGUGCAACCGGAACAGUUUCUUAGCAGGUGUCGCAAGCACACUCGUCGCAUGUUUCGUGUGGUCGUACAUCUCCCCGAUUGUGAAAGCAUGGUAUCUAGCCACGGUCGCUAGCGGCAGUGGUACGGGUAUGGCGGUACUGGCGAUCGGGGUGGGUGUCGCUGGAUGGCUUUUUGGCUCCAUCCAGUCCACCAGCUCAGGAGACAAUAAAGGCAAUGGCGGCGCUCGAGGUGGACGAUUCGGAUUUGGCGGCUUUGGUGGUGGUUCUGGGGGCCCAGGCAGCCCUGGAGGCCCGGGUGGCCCUAGGAACGCCGGUCCAAACACCAAUCAAUAUUCGUCGGGUGCGGAUUAUGGCGGGAACGGGGCAGGUCAGCAAAGGCAGCAGGGAGGAAAUUUUGGUGGAGGACAACCUCACGGCAACCAAUAUUCCGGUAAUCAACAUGGCUCUGGUACUCCUCCAAACUCUGAUAAUAACAAACGUGAAAAGGAGGAGGCAGAAAAGCGCGCUAAAGAAGAGCGAGCCAAGGAGGAGCGAGCUAGAGAGCAACGUGCUAAGGAAGAACGUGCUCGUGAAGAGCGCGCUAGGGAGGAACGCGCUAGAGAGGAGCGCGUUAGAGAAGAACGAGCUAAGCAAGAGCGAGCCAGAGAAGAGCGUGCUAGAGAGGAGCGGGCCAGAGAAGAGCGCAUCAAGGAGGAGCGGGCUAGAGAGGAGCGGGCUAAGGAACGGGCUAAGGAAGAAGCCGAACGGGAGCGAGCAAGAGAAGAAACGAGACGCAAAGAGGAGCUACGACGAAAGAUGGAGGAGUUCAAGCGCAAGCGUGAUGCAGAGGCCAAAGAAAAAGAGAAAAAGCGCGAGCGCGAAGCAAUGGAAAAGGAAUUACAGGAACGGCGCGAGCAACUCGAAAGGGAGAUGGCCGCUGCGAGGGCCGCUGCAGAGAAGGAGGCACGCGAGCGACUGGAGAGGGAAGCCGCAGAGGCCCGCGAGAGACAAGCAAAGGCCGAAGCUGAGGCAAAGGCCAAGCUCGAAAAGUUGGAGGCAGAAGCCAAAGAGAAGGCCGCCAAAGAAGCUGCCGAGAAAGAAGCUGCCGCAAAGGCCGCUGCCCAGAAAGAAGCCAUGGCCAAAUUCGCGGCGCUCAAGGAAGCAGCAAGCAAGAAAUACGCCGAGAAGAAGGCGCAAGACGCAAAGAAAGAGGCCGCUGCCAAAUCACCGCCGCCCAAGCCAGCUAGUACUAGCAAUGUGCCUCGUACCCCUUCUCCCAAAAAACCAGCGCCCUACUCAACCGCCAAAACCGCCAACGAAGACGAUGCUUAUUCCUUUCGCCCCUAUGACCGACCACGACGGCCAUAUGCGGCUGGCUCGGUGUACUCCGAGUCUUCAUAUACACCUUCGAACUCUACUGCGCGCACAACACCUCCCCCCUCACAUCGCAGUACAUAUUCUACCAAGGAUCCAGAUAAGAUCGUGAUCCAAGGUGUAUACGCCUUCAACAACGCCUUUAUGAAGACCCCAGUGGCGCAACUUGUCUCAGGCCAAGGCAUGAUCACCGAUGGGUUAGUGCUGCGCAUCACAACGGAAGGCCUCUUCAUCGACGAUGACCUACGUGGCAUCGGCCAGCGCGAGUGGGACGUCAAGGCCUGGACCCUCAAGCUAGCGGAGGUGUGGUGCCCACAGGUAAACGCCACUCCAUCCGCCAAAACUGCGUCUAGCAACCCUUUCUCUUUCCGUCGUGGGAACAACGUUCCCACUAACGAAGAAUCAGAGGCCUUUCUCGGUAACUUGCUUAAAGUAUGCAAGAAUACUUGCCGCCUGGCUUCGCCCAGUGCAUGCUUCGCGCGCAGCGCUACUGCCAGCCAUGAUGGUGGCCCUGUUCACCCGCCUCAGGCGGAGUUCCGUGGGCUGCACAUUCUCCGCGCCAGUGUUCGUGACCAAGAAGGCAAAAAGUAUGUCUUUGUGCUGCAGGAUACUGAGGCCUGGAAGGUCGCUAUCGGUCUCCAGCGGCUCCGGGGUGGUGCUCUGGUCCGCGCGCUGGGUGUCUCUGCUCUGCCGGUCCCUGAAUGCAAAACUAUGCUCAGUGCUCUCGGUUAUGUUUGA
Penicillium mononematosum is the source of this 2253-nucleotide messenger RNA. RefSeq lists its product as uncharacterized. The transcript has a single exon. Lineage: Eukaryota; Fungi; Ascomycota; Eurotiomycetes; Eurotiales; Aspergillaceae. Gene Ontology annotation, molecular function: ATP-dependent H2AZ histone chaperone activity. Bases 1 to 2253 code for a protein of 750 amino acids. Gene Ontology annotation, cellular component: Swr1 complex. The record is from RefSeq and is a predicted model, not a curated record. Gene Ontology annotation, biological process: chromatin remodeling.